GCGGGCGACGUCAGGCCGCCGGCGCGGGGCUGAGCUUGUGGCAGAAGGGAGAUUCUGCAUCCAUACAUGUAAGAGAAGCAAAAAUGUCCGAUGAUAUCAGGAAAAGGUUUGAAUUUCCAAAUUCUUUUAUCCAAUCACAGGCUGUUGGUCAUCUUAUUGUUGCAGUCCUAAAGGAAAAUAGGUUUUCAGAAAAGAUCCAUCAAUCCACAAACCAGACUCCUGCUUUGAACUUGCUGUGGGAGAAGUGCUGCAGUGAUAAUGUGGUGGUUCGAACAGCCUGCUGCGAAGGUCUGGUGGCACUUGUGGCUCAGGAUCAUGCAGAGUUCAGCUAUGUUCUCAACGGGAUACUCAACCUGAUUCCAUCCUCCAGGAAUACACAGGGCUUGAUAAAAACCAUUAUGAAAUUAUUACGAAUGCAGGCUCUUAAGGAAGGACAAGCUGGGGAGAAGGAUGUUCAGGAUAUGUAUACUAUUAGAAAUCACCCUCAGCCUUUGAUCACUGUGCUUGAACAUAGACCUGAUUGCUGGCCAGUACUUUUGCAGCAGCUGACAGCUUUUUUCCAGCAAUGCCCUGAAAGGUCAGAAGUUUCAUGUCUCCAAAUAAUGGCGCCAUUUCUCUGGUAUCUAUAUUGUGAACCGUCCCAGUUACAAGAAUAUGCUAAACUCCGACUAGCCCUACUAAAAGUUUUGCUUCAACCCCGAGUUCUUUGUGACAAAGAACAACCAUCAAUAUUGGAACAACAUAUACUUCAGCUGUGCUGUGACAUGGUUCCGUGUUUGCAGAUCAAAGAUUUGAUACAGGCAACGGAAGUGAUGCUGUUUAUCGAGGAAGUAUAUGUAAGCCUUUUGCGUCAUCCUGUUUUCUGGAAAAUUCAGCUUACACAGCUGACCCUUCAGUUGCUGUGUGUCUGUGAAGUCAGCUUAAAGAUAACUGGGGAAUGUUCAUCUUUAAUUCACCUUUUAGAACUCAGUGUUGAACUUCUGAAGGAGAAUCCAACUUUGAAGCUCCUGUCUUUUGCUGGGGAUCAGAAAAUUCCAAAGUCAUCCUUGCUGCUAGUGAUGCCAGUGCUACAGAUACUGUCUUCUACUGCCUUGGAAGACUGCAUGUCCGUGGAUGAAGACGGUCCAUCGAGGCAGCAGUUGGCUCUGAACAUUUUGGGAAUCGUACAGCAGGAGUGCUACAGAGACAACCAGCCAAAGCCGUCCUGCAAGCUUGUCUUCCCCAUAACCAGCACAUAUGGUUCAAUGUUUGCAGCCUGGAGGAUCCUUGAAGUAAUGAGAGAAGAGUCUGCAGCAAGUGACUGGUUGGCUUCAGUCGAGUCAUUGCUGCCUGUUACUACAGUGAUCCCUGUGCAUGUUUUUCUCCUGCUGGCCCACCUCCUUGUUGAAGAUAAAGGACAAAAUCUUUGCCAAAUACUAAAGGUCACUACAAAGUUAGCCCAAGCAGAUUCCUCUCAGGUACCAAAUUUAAUUCCAGUUCUAAUGUUCAAAUUGGGAAAACCACUGAAACCUGUAUUAUACAAUGAUAUCUUGUAUACUUUACCUACGCUUGGUGUUCACAAGGUGUGCAUAGGACAAAUUCUACGAGUCAUCCAACUUCUUGGAACUACUCCACAGCUAAGUGCUGUCUCUUUGCGUUUGUUGACAUCUUUGUGGGAAAAGCAGGAUCGUGUCUAUCCUGAGCUGCAGCAUUUCAUGGCCAUGUCCAACGCGCCCUCUUUGUCUGUGGGGAAGGAAGUCCAAUGGGAGAAACUGAUUGCUAAAGCAGCAUCCAUCAGAGAUAUAUGUAAGCGAAGGCCCUAUCAGCAUGGUGCAGAUAUGUUGGCAGCUAUUUCCCAGGUGUUGAAUGAAUGCACCAAGCCCGAUCAAGCAACUCCGGCAGCCUUGGUGUUACAAGGUCUUCAUGCACUCUGCCAAGCUGAGGUGGUUUGUAUUCGCUCCACUUGGAAUGCUCUCUCCCCAAAGCUGAGCUGUGACACGAGACCUCUCAUUUUGAAGACCCUCAGUGAACUGUUUUCUCUGGUUCCUUCCUUAACAGUCAAUACAGCUGAAUAUGAGAAUUUUAAAGUUCAAGUCCUCAGCUUCCUCUGGACGCACACCCAAAACAAGGACCCAGUUGUAGCAAGUGCUGCAUAUAAAUCUCUCUCACACUUCAGUGCCGGAGAGCACACCAUUCUUCAUCUACCUGAACAGAUAAGACCAGAAACCUACAUGCCUGCUGAGCGAGAUGAAGAUGAAGAUGAUGAGGAAAAGGAUGUGGAUCUUUCGGUUUCUGGCUCUUGCUAUCUCAAACUAUUGUCACUCACUGCACCUUUGGUUUUACCAGCUUUGGAGGAAUUUUUUACAUCGCUUGUGAAGCAGGAAAUGGUGAAUAUGCCCCGUGGGGUGUAUUACUCUGCGUUAAGAGGAGGUACAUGCUCAGACCAAGGAAAGACUAUAGCGGGAAUCCCCAAUUUUAUGUUGAAAAUGUAUGAAAACAACAAGCAACCAGGUUUAAAACCUGGCCUUGCAGGUGGUAUGUUGUUUUGUUACGAUGUUUCAAUGUAUCAGAGUAAAGAUGGCAAACCAUUGAAUCGACUGAUGGCCAGUAGAGGGCGAAGUUUCAAGCAGACCUCACUUGCUCUAGUGCAUGAGGUUCACAUCCAGCUUUCAGAAUGGCACCGUGCCAUUUUUCUCCCACAAGCAUGGCUGGCAUAUAUGAGUCGAGCUUAUCAUGCUAUUUUACAGGGAAGAAUAGCAGAGCUGGAGUUGCAGCUAAAGCAUGGAAAAGAAGCAGCUGAGGAGGUGCAAUACAAAAAAAGCACAGCCUGGCUCUGGGUCCGAGAUAUGUUGACUAAUGAGAUCACCAAGUCAGCUGCAAAGGACAGCCCAGUGGUCAAAGGCAAUGCGCUGUUGGCCUUAAGCGGCCUUGCUGUCAUCGUAUCCAAACAUGAAGCCAGCCUCUCUUCAGACGCUGAGGGGGCCCAGGAGGUUCAACCUAAUUUCCUUUCAAUGAAAGAAUGGGUUUCCAUGGUGUUUGAUACUCUUCUGGUCAUUGUGGAUAGCCAUUACCAACCCAGGGGACAACUUUUUUCCUCGUUUUAUUAUAAAUCCUACUCUGGUGAAAACACAGCUAGUGCCAUCGCCCGUUCCGCGGCUGCCACGGCUUUGUCUCUCCUUGUGCCAGUUUUCAUUAUCUCUUGCAAAGAGAAGGUUGAGGAAAUCCUGAACAUGCUGACUGCCAGGUUACCUGGGAAACCAAGUGCUGAUGAGUCUCAAGCCGUGCAGAUCCACAUGGGCCUUGCUUUGGGGAUGUUUCUCUCUCGCUUGUGUGAGGAGAAAGUCAGCGAUAUAUCUGGCCAACAGAUGAACCUUCUUCUAAUGAAGUCUUUGGAUGCCCUGGAAAACUGCUGCUUUGACACUAGUCUUGAAUACAACACGGGCUGUAUAUUGGGAGUUGGACUUGUUCUGUCCCUCAUGAGCCACAGCACCCAGGUGGAGUCGCGCGUUCACGUGGCAGCAUCACUUCAGAAGCUGUCCGCAUACCUUGACGACAGUGGGGGCCAGAGCAGAACAUUUCAGGAGGUCCUUGCCUAUACCCUUAGCUGUGUAUGUACAUCAGCAUUCAGUGCUGGAAUUAUAGAAGCUACAGAGGCUGAAGAUAUUAUGAACAAGCUGCGACUGUUGGUGGAGAACAACCAGCAGACUUCAGGUUUUGCCUUGGCGUUAGGAAACAUAAUUCAUGGUUUGUCUGCGUGUGGACAUGGAAAAGCUGAAGACUUGGGCAACAAACUGCUCCCUGCCUGGAUCAGAAUUGUUCUAGCAGAGGUAGCGGUCACCAUGUGCAUCUCGGAAUGUCAUUAUUUACUUUUUCUGGGAUGUUGGGUUGGGUAUUUCUCCUUUGUCUUUCAGCUGAAGUCAGAAGCCAUCCAGACUUCUCAUUUUCAAGCCAGACUUAAUGAAGUCAUCAGAACCUUAACUCAGGUCAUUGGUGUAUCUGGGGUGAUUGGCCUUCAGUCCAAUGCAAUCUGGCUUCUAGGACAUCUUCACCUAUCUACUCUGUCCUCAAAUCAAAGGAGAACCUCUGUUCCUCCUGAUUAUAGCUAUUUGCCUGAGAGCAGUUUUAUUAGAGCAGCCAUUGGCUUCUUCAUUACAGGAGGAAAAAAAGGUCCUGAAUCUGUGCCUCCUUCCCUUCUCAAGAUUGUGAUGAAACCCAUAGCAACCGUUGGCGAAAGCUACCAGUACCCUCCUGUGAACUGGGCUGCACUCCUCUCUCCACUUAUGAGGCUAAACUUCGGUGAAGAGAUACAACAACUGUGCCUUGAAAUCUCGGUGACCCAGGCACAGUCAUCCCAGAAUGCAGCUGCACUGUUGGGAUUGUGGGUGAUGCCACCCCUGAUUCAUGGCCUGAGUAUGAAUAUCAAGAAGUACCUCCUGGUAUCUGCGCCUCUGUGGAUCAAACACGUCUCUGAUGAACAGAUCCUGGAUUUUGUUGAAAACUUAAUGGUAGCAGUUUUUGAAGCAGAUUCCCCACUUUUCCAGCGUGAGUUAUGCCCGAGUGCCCUGCAGGGUCUGAGCCAGGCCAUGAAGCUGCCCAGCCCUGCCUACCACCUCUGGAGUCUGCUCUGUGGAGCUACUGGGAAAAUUUUUUAUCUUCUGCCAAAUAAGAUUCGGAGAAAUGACCUGGAGCUGUAUAUCUGUGUAGCAAAAUGCCUCUUGGAAAUGACAGAUGAUGAAGCCAAUCGGGUUGCCCUCAUUACUGAGAGCAGCAUAGAAAAGGCUGCCUUUGUCAGACUGUACUUGGUCUCCCAAGGACGGUUCCCCUUGAUGGGCUUGACUGACAUGCUCAGCGUUGCUGUUCAGCACCAGGAAAAGGACGUGCUGGCCUGGAUGUUACUGCACAGCUUAUACCAGGCACGGAUUGCCAGCCAUGACAACACAGGCAUGUUGAAGAGAAUGGAAUGGCUCUUGGAACUGAUGGGUUACAUCAGAAAUAUUGCAUACCAGUCAACAUCUGUUCAGAACGUGGCCCUGGAUGAGGCUUUGGACUUCCUGUUGCUGGUAUUUGCAAAUGUGGUAGUUGCAUGGGCAGACCAUGCUGCCCCUCUCCUUCUCGGCCUCAGUGCCAGUUGGUUGCCAUGGCAUCAGGAAAAUGGCCCGGCUAGGCCAGCAUCGAGCUUCCUUGGCAGAAGUCCAAUGCACAGGGUCACUCUGCAGGAGGCUCUUACUCUCCUUCCUAGUAGCAUGCUUCUUCUGCUGCAGAAAGAGCCAUGGAAGGAACAGACCCAGAAGUUCAUUGACUGGCUAUUCAACCUCAUGGAAAGCCCUAAAGGAGCCCUCUCUGCAAAGUCCAGGGAUCUUUUAAAAGCCACCCUGCUGUCCUUGAGAGUUCUCCCAGAGUUUAAGAAGAAAGCCAUAUGGACCAGAGCAUACGGUUGGUGACCAGUUUUGCGGUAGCCAGCCACAUUCUCAGAUGGAAGACGAAAACCACACAAAUGGAAGAAAUUUUUUAGAAUUCGUAUCUGGGAUCACUGAGACGUGAAUCCAAGAGUUAAGGAUCAUGAAAGGGUGGCCACAUAACUGACAGCCUGAACCGUACAUGCCAGGAUAGGGGGCAUUGCUUCAGUACCCAGGUCAGUGGAGACUGAAACAAGAACUUGAACUAUCUUUUAUUUGGCUAGAGUUCAAGCUGAAUAUUUUCUUUGUGAAAACUGACUAUAUCAUCUCCUCCCCCCUAAAUUCAAGUAAAAUAAUCUUGUGAAUUUUGUGCAUGUGACUUUUGUUUGAAGGCACAGGGAAGGUUUUAUUAGCAAAACCAAACUAUAGUGCUGACAGUGGCAUCAUGAUCUAUUUCCCAUGAAGUCUCUAGAGGAUAUUUAUUGAGUCAAUGAGUUAGACAUGUUUUCUUAUUCUUAUUGAUGAAAUAGUCUCUUGGAACUGCUAUACACUUUUAAAUAAUGAGCAUGGUGUUAAACAUUA
This is a messenger RNA of Hipposideros armiger (great roundleaf bat), 5957 nucleotides long. It is a transcript of the gene FOCAD, whose product is annotated as focadhesin. The coding region runs from base 84 to 5420 and encodes 1778 amino acids. The transcript is spliced from 43 exons. Gene Ontology annotation, biological process: regulation of post-transcriptional gene silencing. The record is from RefSeq and is a predicted model, not a curated record. Lineage: Eukaryota; Metazoa; Chordata; Mammalia; Chiroptera; Hipposideridae.